CCCAUUAUCUUAUCAGAGCAAAAACAGAGAAGGAAAAAAAAUUUAAAAAGAAAGAAAAAAGGAAGGAAAGUAAGGGAAGGGAACAGAAAGGCAUAAUCAAGAGAAAGUACAUUCGAAGUCAAAUUUGUUUUGGGAAUCUUCAACCCCUUGGCCUUUGAUUUUCAAUCAUCUGUCCCCCACAGAAUCGGUUCUCUAAUUUCUGGGUUUAUUUCAGAAAGAGAUGAAAGCUUGAUUCUUUGAUGUUAAAAAUCUCAAAUCUCAUGAAUAUUGGUCUUGGGUGUAGUGGGUACUACUGAAAUCACAUGAAAACUUACUUUUGAUUCUUGGGUGAUCAUCGGAACACGUUUUGUUAAACUGAAUUAGGUUGAAUCCGAUCUCAAUUGGUCAUAAGCGAUGAAAUCGGCGUCGCUUGAUCACUGGAGGGACUAUUUCCGGUCGGCGAACUCCGAUAUUUUUGACAUUAUCGACCAUGCAGUCAUGGUGGCUGCCGCGGAUUGCCCGAAGGAGUUUCGGCUUCGGAGGGAUCGAAUCGCGGAGAAACUGUUUUGUUGCACUUUCAACCGAUGCUCCGAUCGGGUAGGGUCACCUGUUGCGGGUCGACCCGGUUCUGCUGUCUCCGAUGACGGCGGUGAUGAAGACAGAGUAUGCAAUAGAGGGUUCCAGAGAGAGUUUGGGGCGGGAGGGAGCAAGGAAAGUAAAGUGAAUAGCACAAGUAGAGAUGAUCGAGAAAACGAAGAGAUGCAGAAUGGCACUCACAUGGUUAGCAACUACAGCUUUGGAGAUGCUGAGGCUUUGACUGAUGAGAUUGAAGAGGCGCAUCAAACCGUUGAAGAGCUCUUGAGGAUCAAGGACAUUCUUCAUAACAGUGAAGAUGAGUCUGAUACAGUGUUGUCUGAUUCAUUGAGGCGGCUUCAAUUGAUGGCUUUGUCUGUGGACAUGCUUAAGGCAACUGAGAUAGGAAAGACUGUUAAUGGCCUAAGAAAGCAUGGAUCAAGUCAGAUUCGCCAUCUUGCUCGGACUCUUAUCGAAGUAUGGAAAGAAUUGGUGGACGAGUGGGUUAAUGGCACAAAAGCUGUCGCAGGAGGAGAGGAAGGUACUCCAGAUUCCAUGAAUCCAUCAGUUCUCGAUGAAGAAGAAGGGCUUCCUUCUCCUCCUCUAGAUGAAGGAGUUUUCUUUGCUACCCAACCUACUUCGAUGGAGCUCUCACAGUUUUUUGAUGGCAUGGAUGAUGAUGGAAAUCCUCGGAACAAUGGGGAAUUCAUCAAGCAUCAUGAAAAUGGAAGACGACCCUCACCAAAGAACCAAAAUAUCAUAAAAAGGAAACAGAAAAAUCCAAAUGAGGGGAAUGGAUUUAUGAAGGAGAACAAAAGCCAUCUAAUUAAGAGACAAGAAGCUGUGGUGAAGACCAGUAAACCCUCAAAUUUGGCUUCUGGCCCAGGGAGACCUCAAAAAGUAAGUACGGAACAAAAGGUUGUUAGUGAAUCAAAGCUUCUCCGAAGAUCGGAUAAGGCUACUGUCCAAAAAAAGCCUCUCAAUGCUCAGCAGGAUAAAUUCAAGUGUUCGGAUGAAGUCACAGUUCAAAGGAAGCUCGAGGCCACAAAAAGAAAACUCCAGGAAAGUUAUCAGCAAGCUGAGAAUGCCAAGAAGCAGAGGACAAUCCAAGUCGUGGAGUUGCAUGAUAUCCCUAAGCAGGGUCUUGGCCAUAAAAAUCAACCCAUGCGGGCAGGUCAUCAUAACCGGCAGUGGGCACAGGGACGGCAGUAGUUUUUUGUAUAUCUGUACAGACUGGUCGCGUCGAAUUUGUCAGGUUUCUUCCAUCUUGUAAAACCAGCUGAAGAAACCACAUAAUUCCCAGAUUCAACACGAACAUAACCCACUCGAGGAUCGACUGCAAGCAAUCCAUUGAUGUGGCUGGAAUAAUCCAGAGGGAGAAAAAAAGACGACGAUAAUGGUUUUUGUUCUCCAACUCUUGUUCUACAUUCAAACAAAUUGAGGUAAUGGAGACCUUUUUUUUAAGAUCCAAAUUGGGAGGUUAAUUUAUAGCUUUUGCUAUAUCUGGAUUGUUAAGUCAGUAUUGAGAUGAAUUUUUAUUUUCUGAGAAUCAUAAAUGGGAUGAUCCUCCCAUUAUUUCUUUCAAUAUUUUUAUCCCUUACAGU
Molecule: messenger RNA, 2156 nt
Organism: Tripterygium wilfordii
Lineage: Eukaryota; Viridiplantae; Streptophyta; Magnoliopsida; Celastrales; Celastraceae
Product: probable mediator of RNA polymerase II transcription subunit 26b
Exons: 9
Coding region: 394-1764 (456 amino acids)
Cellular component (GO): nucleus
Source: RefSeq, a predicted model, not a curated record